Molecule: messenger RNA, 1710 nt
Organism: Blastomyces dermatitidis ER-3
Lineage: Eukaryota; Fungi; Ascomycota; Eurotiomycetes; Onygenales; Ajellomycetaceae
Exons: 1
Coding region: 1-1710 (569 amino acids)
Source: RefSeq, a predicted model, not a curated record
AUGUCAAUGCUGAGUUCUCAAUGGGUGGAUUCACAAUCCUCACCCGUAAGCCCAUCAUCAUAUCAUCAAGUUCGGGAGGAUCCGUCAAAUAUGCCAGUAGAGGCAGAUUCUCUGGAAUACGAAGUGGACAUGAUUGCUGAGCAACAAUUUCCGCAAGUAGAAACUUCUGAUGAUGGAACUUACGUCACCGAAGAUAGCGAUAUCUCACAACCGGACAGUAAUUCAAAUGCACAGGAGGAAGAUCAACCAACUAUGGAAGGGGAUGACUACGAUUCAUCAGGAGAUUCCCCUAUACCGGAAAGACCAAACAGAUACCUUGGCCCUCCAUCAACAUGGCGUGCGAAGACGCGACAGGAAAGGAACGAAAUAAGUUCUUUGGAAGCGCUCCGUGCCAGAGAUCUAUCUGUUCAUCUAUUCAACGCGUUCGCACUCAAAAGGAGAGCGAUAGCAAUCAAGGCUCAAAAGCCAGAGCAAGAUCAAAAGCAACGGUCUAACGACGAAGAAGACGAGUGGCUAUCGUCGAAAUUCAUGCCGACGAAGCAGUGGACUGCAUGGCCUCUACAUGCAGACGAGGUGCCAAGAGGAGAUUCACAUGUACUGAAAGACGACUCUGACAUCUGGAAUGUGGCCGGUCCAUCCGACGGACGUCCUAGUGCAGAGCUAGAAGAGUGCCUCAUGGCCCAGAUGUUGAAAACUGCUAAGGAAAGGUUCGAAGCGCGAGCGUGGGACAACAGAAGGCCUCGUGCUCGCCAGAGGUCCAAAGGAAUGGCUUCUACAACUGAUACGGGGGGUGCCAUAAGCACGGGUAUGGAAGAAUCUGAUGACGAUGUUGGCAUACAUGCAGAACCUCAACUCCGGCCGGUCGUCCAGGCGGAUGAUGACAAGUCGAGAUCGAUACUCCGGCCAACAGCACGGCACAUUCUCAGCGACUUUGAUAAUAUCCUUAUGAGCUUACAUCACGCCCGACAAGCCUAUGUCUCAACUAUAGAUUUAUCUCAGAGCGAACAUGAAACGGAAGCUCAGGAGGAGUUAACUUCGAGACCCGUGUCAAGAUCGCGCGCUGUAUCGCUCAGCAGCAUGUCGGGCUCCCGAAGAAUAAAACGAUCACGCCAUUUGUCUUUGAGCAGGGACCCUCCCGCUACAUCGGACCAUGAAGGAAACAUCGAACUAUCCGAUGCGUCUAAUCGUAAAUCACGUGUGUCGAAUCGCCAACGGACAAGGUCGGGUACUCCUCGGCGCUCCCGCAGCCGAUCUCCUGGUUCUAGAGAAUCCAAAUUGGGCCUACGGGAUUGGAGUGAUAUUGUUGGUAUUGCUUCAAUCUCCGGGUGGCCAGCAUCGGUUGUUAUGCGAACGGCGAAGCGCUGCUCCGAACUAUUUAAGGAAGAUAUGGCAUUCAGAAAGCUAAACGAAGGCCAACUGGAACUAAACGAAGGGAAUGAAAAUCGCUUGCCUACGUGGGACUAUGUUGAGGAGGAAGGAUCGGGGGAGUCUAGAUCAGAUUUUGAAAUUCAUAACAUUACCAGCCGUUCCCGGAAAAGAGGACAGGGCUACGGUUGGGAGAUUAACUGUCCCGUGAAAGGCUGUUCUCGCUCGACGAAAGGGUUUUCAAGGACUUGGAACUUAAACCAGCACAUAAAAAAUAAACAUCCUAGUCUUGCCCUUAAAGGUCGUCCAAGCAAGUCCGCACCGCUAACUAAAGAAUCUAAGUGA